Messenger RNA from Plodia interpunctella (Indianmeal moth), 2468 nucleotides. RefSeq names its product glucose dehydrogenase [FAD, quinone]-like. Gene Ontology annotation, molecular function: oxidoreductase activity, acting on CH-OH group of donors; flavin adenine dinucleotide binding. The record is from RefSeq and is a predicted model, not a curated record. The coding region runs from base 430 to 2382 and encodes 650 amino acids. The transcript has 5 exons. Lineage: Eukaryota; Metazoa; Arthropoda; Insecta; Lepidoptera; Pyralidae.
GCUAAUUUCGACCACGAAUGUUCAGAAAAGUGACCUGCAAGUUUAUCAUGCUUUCAUUGGAUAUUUCGUUUCGAAAUAUUUGCGUUAUAAGCAUAGUACAUGAUUGUGAGGGCCAGUAGUGUGUUGGCUUGCGAGGCUGUGGGGGGCUUGGCAUAACCUGUUAAUACAUAGCAAGACUGGUACAUCUAACUCUUAUUAUAGUUAAUUGAAGAACAUGUGUAUAAUUGUAGCGUGUGUCAGCGGUUGCUUGCGAUAUAUAUAGUGUCGUCUCACCAGCUUUUCUAUGAUUUUCCCGUAGUAAAUUUAUAAGUUAAUAUAAAUAAAAGAUAUUGCGUAGCUGACACUUACUGUAAAAGUGCGUAAAGAUUAGUGAUUAUAGACUGUAAACUGUAAUAUAGACUUAAAGAAUCAGUGAUAAUACUAAAAAUAAUGAAAAGUGUAGCCAAACUUUUUACAACUUCAUUGAUACUUACAAUUGUUUGUGUCAAAAAUGUACAUUUGAGGAAUAAAAAUGGGCAACCGAAAAGACCGAAUGCAUCAUUUCCACAAACUCCGAUGAUGGAACUUCUGGCGCAGUCGAUAGCGCCUAAUAUUGUUCAGCAAAACCCUGGAGACUUGUUUGAUAUACUGCGGGACAAAUAUCCUUUGCCCAAUGGUCUCAAGUCACCGUUUACAGAAUACGACUACAUAAUAGUAGGUGCCGGUUCAGCAGGCUGCGUGUUGGCUUCUCGGCUGACUGAAGAUCCAGAUGUCACCGUUCUGCUUCUGGAAGUGGGAAAACCGGAGAACAUCCUCACAGAUGUGCCAAGUAUAGCUCCAUAUUUCCAACGGACAGAGUACUCCUGGCCUUACUUCAUGGAGCUACAGCCUGGUGUUUGCUUGGGAAUGGAGAACAAUAGAUGCUACUGGCCGCGAGGACGAGCGGUGGGCGGCACCAGCGUCAUAAACUACAUGAUCUACACCAGAGGCCGACCGCAGGAAUGGGACAGGAUUGCCGCCGAUGGGAACUAUGGAUGGUCAUACAAGGACGUUCUACAAUAUUUCAUGAAGUCAGAAAGAGCCAGUCUUCAAGGACUCGAGAAUUCUCCGUACCAUGCCAAUUCUGGUGAACUGAAUGUGGAAUUUGUGCCAGAAAGGACUCGUCUGAUCGACACAUUUUUAGAAGCAGGAAGAAUAUUAGGACACCCUACGGUAGACUAUAACGCUCCGGAGCAAUUGGGUUUCGGAUAUUUGCAAGCAACCAUCCAUGGAGGCAAACGUGUUAGCGCUGCAAAAGCUUUCCUACAUCCUAACAAAAAAAGACCAAACCUUCAUAUUUUACCCAUGAGUACAGUUACAAAAGUACUCAUCGACCCGUCAACGAGAACUGCUUAUGGAGUUCAAUAUGCUAGAAAUCGUUUACGAUACGAAGUAAGAGCGCGAAAGGAAGUAAUACUAUCCGCCGGACCAAUAGCAUCACCUCAGUUACUUAUGCUGUCAGGAGUAGGACCCAAAGACCACCUUAGUCGUCUCGGUAUCCCGGUCAUCCAAGAUUUACCUGUAGGCCAAACAUUAUACGACCACAUUACAUUCCCAGGAUUAGUCUUCACUUUGAAUGUAGCAAAUUUGAGCUUCAUAGAAAGUAGAAUAACUAGAUUAGAAAAUGUAAUUCAGUGGAUUCAAUUCGGAGACACCGGUGUAUCGACAACUGGCGCUGCUGAAGGGAUAGGAUACAUUAAAACUCCAUUAUCAGAUGAUCCUGAUGAAGUGCCAGAUAUAGAAUUGAUAAGUAUAGGUGGAUCUUUAGUAUCCGAUGGUGGACUUACAGGAAGUAAAGCCGUAAGGAGAGGAAUGAUGAUAAGAGAAGAUGUUUUUAAUGAAGCUUAUGGUUCUGUCGAUAAUACGGAUACCUGGACAGCGUUUCCAAUGUUGUUACACCCAAAGUCAGUAGGAUAUUUAGAAUUGAAGAACAAUAAUCCGUUUAGUCAUCCGAGGAUGUAUGGAAAUUAUUUGACUGAUCCGAGAGAUGUUGCUACAUUUGUGGCAUCGAUUCGCCAUGUCCAGGCGUUGGCGGAUACGGAGCCAUUUCAAAGAUUAGGUGCUAAAAUUCAUCCAGCUCAAUAUCCUGCUUGUAAGAAAUUAACGUUUGAUACAGAUGAUUACUGGGAAUGUGCAGUAAGGACUCUAACAGCAACACUGCAUCAUCAAAUAGCCACAUGUCGUAUGGGACCGGAUUCAGAUCCAUUAGCCAUAGUAGAUCCUGAACUACGAGUAUAUGGCGUAGCGAGACUUAGGGUAGUUGAUUCUAGUAUUAUACCACGUACAGUUGCCGCACAUACAAAUGCCCCCGCAAUUAUGAUUGGUGAGAAGGCAGCCGAUAUGAUAAAGGAAACUUGGAGAUAAAACACAUUAUAUUUAUAUAAUACCUACCUCUUUAAAGUAUUAUUUAAUUUCUAUAUCUAAAAGUUACAAUAAAGUUAUUAAUCCUA